Prorocentrum cordatum is the source of this 431-nucleotide messenger RNA. The record is from the annotation of a GenBank genome assembly. NCBI's taxonomy places the organism in Eukaryota, Dinophyceae, Prorocentrales, Prorocentraceae.
GCGCCCUGUGGCUGCCCGCCGGCGCGCCUGCGGCGACCGUGGCGCAUUCCCACCAGGACUUCCUGUUCGGAGCGGCGCCCCCCUCCGCCGCGCACGCCGCGACGGCUGCCGCCGCCAGCAGCUUCCUGGGGACGGCGGGCGGCCACCCCUUCGACGACGCGCACGCGCCCCACGUCGCCGAGUCCGGCAUCUUCUCCGACGGGCUGCGCUCGGCCCGCACGGCGCUGAUGGUCACGGGCGGCAUGUGCAGCAAGCUCUUCGGCCUGGGGAUGAUGGGCUUCUUGGUUUACCAGUCCAUGAAAACGAACGUGGCAGCGCAGGCACAGCAACGGGAGCAGGAGAAGAGCCAGCGCCAGCCAGAGCUCGUCCGGGGCGUGGCCCGGCCAAGCUGCUGCGGGCAGAGCCAGCUCGGCCAGCACGGGGCGGCCUGA